Molecule: messenger RNA, 1503 nt
Organism: Cuculus canorus (common cuckoo)
Lineage: Eukaryota; Metazoa; Chordata; Aves; Cuculiformes; Cuculidae
Product: skin secretory protein xP2-like
Exons: 1
Coding region: 1-1503 (500 amino acids)
Source: RefSeq, a predicted model, not a curated record
AUGCGUGGCAGGCGAGGCCGGAGCUCCGGGCCGAGGUCCCGGUGCAGAUCCCGAGGCCGAGGUCCCGGUGCCCCCCUGCGCGAAGGGGCUGUCCCCGCACAGAGGGGCUCAGCUCCCGCCCGGGUACCCGAGCCUGGAGCAGAUCCCGGCGGCCACAGCCCGGUGCCCCGGCCCCGCCGCCCGGCCCCGGGGCUCCUUUGUUCCACACCCCUCCCCGUUUACAACUUGCUCGGGAGUUCGGCCGCUCCCGUCCCUGCCCGCACCGCUGGGCUCGCCCCGGCCCCGGGCGGGCAGCGCAUUCCGGGAACGGCAGCUCACGCAGAUCCGGUGCCCCGGGCAGCCCCUGCCGCGCCCCCGAGAACCGGGGGCUCCUCCCGCCACCGUGCGGCUGCCGCUGCACCGAGUCCCGCGGCCGCCGCCCCCGCCCGGUCACCGGGCUUCGUGUGGCCGCUGUCCUCGCACCGGGUCUGCACCGGCUCUGCCUGCCUCCUUCCUACGAUGCACCGGGGCUGCUCCUUUCGAGCCCUGCCCGGUGCAGGGAGCCCUGCCCGCCGCCUCCUCCCGGUGCACGGCCCCCCUCCGCUCCUCCUGCACCGUGCACUGGGGCCGGCCCCCCGGUCGCUUGCAUCAGCCCCGCCUCCUUUCCCCAGUGCACCGGGGCUGCUCCUCCCGAGCCCAGAGCCCUGCCCGGUGCACCGAGCCCUGCCCACCGCCUCCUCCGGUGCACCGGGCCCUGCCCACAGCUCUUUCCCCCGCUGCACGGGGGCUGCUCCUCUCGAGCCCCGAGCCCUGCCCAUCGCCUCCUCCGGUGCACCGGGGCUGCUCCUCUCGAGCCCUGCCCCGUGCACUGAGCUCUGCCCACCGCCUCCUCCGGUGCACCGGGCCCUGCCCGCCUCCUUCACCCGGUGCACCGGGGCUGCUCCUCCCGAGCCCGAGCCCUGCCCGGUGCACCGAGCCCCGCCCGCGGCUCCUUCCCGGUGCAUCGGGCCCUGCCCAACACUUCGCCCGGUGCACGGGGCCCUACCCUGCCUCCUAACCCCGGUGCACCGGGCCCUGCCCGCGGCUCCUUUCGCGGUGCACCAGGACUGCUCCUCUCGAGCCCUGCCCGGCGCACGGGCCCUGGCCGCCGCUCCUCUCCCGAUGCACCGGGGCCGGCCUCCCCACCGCUUGCCCCGGCCCUGCCUGCCUGCCUGCCUGCCUCCCUCCCCCGGUGCCCCGGGGCCGCUCCGCCGAGCCUUACCCGCCGCCUCCUCCCGCCGCCCCGGCCCUGCUGCGCCCGCCGCCGCACGUACCGGCGCCGCGCCCCGCUCGGUGCCGCUCUCAGCCCGCUCGCAUGGCGGGGCCCGCCGGCCUCGCUGUCCGCCCCGCCGCCGCCGCUCCGGCCUCAGCCCCGCCCCAUGGCGCCCCCGCGCCCACCGCGACGAUGGAACCGCCCGCGCUCCCCCCCCCGCCCUGCGCCGAUGGGAGCGUCCGCUCCGCUCCCCCCAGGCUCUGCCGUACUGA